Andrographis paniculata is the source of this 3352-nucleotide messenger RNA. Its product is annotated as pentatricopeptide repeat-containing protein At4g02750-like. Lineage: Eukaryota; Viridiplantae; Streptophyta; Magnoliopsida; Lamiales; Acanthaceae. Gene Ontology annotation, molecular function: RNA binding; protein binding. The coding region runs from base 1 to 1476 and encodes 491 amino acids. The transcript has 2 exons. Gene Ontology annotation, biological process: RNA modification. The record is from RefSeq and is a predicted model, not a curated record.
AUGAUCCAUGGUAGAAAAUGGUUGAGUCUCAUCUCAUUCAAGUGGACAAUCGCCUUCGGGACUGGCAAGCCCCUCUGUUCUUGCGGUGUCCACACAGGACAUCCAUGGAAACCUCGCAAGAAUCAGAAAGUGGUGGCUUUGACACAAAAAAUAUUGCAGCUUUCGCACAGAGGCAACAUUGCGAACGCCAGGAGGAUGUUCGAUCAAAUGCUUGUUCGGGACUCAGUGACCUGGAAUGUAAUGAUCGGCUGUUUUCUUGAAAACGGAAUGAUUCAACAUGCCAGAGAGGUAUUCGAUGAAAUGCCUGAGAAGACUUCGGUUUCGUGGAAUACCAUGAUUAUGGGUUACAUAAACUUGGGGAAAACUCACAUUGCACAGAAGAUUUUUGUUGUAAUGCCUGACAAAGAUGUGGUGAGCUGGACGGCUAUGAUCACCGGACUGUGCCGUGCUUCACAGGUUGAUGACGCAUGGUGCUUAUUUAAGCGAAUGCCGGAUGCCAAUGAGGUUUCUUGGUCUUCCAUCGUGUCGGGAUUUCAGCAAAAUGGGUUUGCAAAGGAAAGCCUGAAAGUAUUCAAAGAAAUGUUGGUGGCCGGAGUUCGGCCGACUGCUCAUGUAUUCACCAGCACGUUGUCAGCUUGCGCCGAUUUAGCAGCUGUCUCAACGAGCGAGCAGAUAUAUUCUCAAGUGCUUAAAAGAGGGUUUCAUGGCAAUAAUCAUGUAGGAAAUUCGGCGAUUUCUAUGUUUGUCAAAUGCGGAUGCUUCCACCAUGCGAAGCGAGCUUUCCGGGAGCUAAAUGAACCUGAUCUUGUGACAUGGAAUGCGAUGAUUGUCGGAUUUGCACAGCAUGGAUUUGGAAUAGAAGCAAUGAUGAUUUUCCAUCAGAUGCAGAAGGCUCAAGUCUUGCCCGACAGCAUAAGUUACAUGGGCGUUUUACAUGGAUGUAGUCAUUGUGGUUACGUGGAGGAUGGAAAGAAGUAUUUUCAGUCCAUGGAAACAGAUCAUGGCAUUUCUCCAGUAGCUGAGCAUUUUGCUGCAAUGGUGGAUCUUUAUGCACGAGCCGGACACCUUAGCGAAGCAUAUGAGUUUAUAUUGAAACAGACCUUUGAGCCAACAGCAGUCUUAUGGAGAUCAUUGCUGAGUGGGUGCAGGAUUUGGGGAGCCACAGAAAUGGGUGUCUUUGCAGCUGAGCAAAUAUUAAGAAUCGAACCUAACAAUUCCAGUGCAUGUCUCAUGAUAAUCGAUAUAUUCUCAAUGGCUGGAAAAUGGAAGGAAGUAGCAAAGAUGAGGCAAUAUAUGAGGGACACUCAGACUAGAAAGGAAUUAGGUCACAGUUGGAUUGAUGUUAAGGGGAGGAAUUACUUAUUCACUACAGGGGAUGACAUUCAUCCAGAGAUGGAUCAGAUUUCAGCAAUGGUUGAUCUGUUAGCCUAUGGCAUGUCUAAGCAGUAUGUAAUGCCUAAGGGGCUUCCCGAUUGAUUGGAAUGUAACACACUAUGGUUGGGAGAGCUAGUUUACAAAUCCACUCGGACAUGAGAUCUAAUUUGAUUCUGGAACUAGAGAAAGGUGGUCUUAAUCAGGUUCACUUCUUCAAAAGGCAGCAAAAAAGGAUGGCCUUAAUCAUUGCAAGACUACUUUAUCUCCUCUCUUCUUUUGACUUCAACCCCACCCACCAGUAAAGAAGAGGUUAAUCCCUGGUGAGUCAGUCCAUAGCCUCUGUCUGGCUUGUUAAUAAUUAUCAGUGCUUGUUUUUCUUGAGCUUUUGAUUUAUAUCCAUACCUUUGGUGUUUUUAUUAAUAUUAGUUUGGUUUGAAUGAAGACUGAUCAGCAUGCCAAUUUGUGGGGAGUUGGGGUUUAGUUAGGCUACUAGAAUCACGGUUAACUUUUGGGGUGCUGAUGAAAGCCCAAGUAACAUGCUUUGUUCCCCUUUUUUGUUAAAUUCAAAACUAGAAUGAUUAAUCCACACCAAACCCUUCCUUUAGGACCAGAUCACACACUCACUAUUUCAUUCAUCCAAGUAAUUCUAACCAUGGAUCUAAUGAAUAAUUUUCUUUUCUUAAUCUCCUUUAAACUACACUUUUUCUGUGUUUCCUUUUACUAAAUCAGUAGCCCUUUUAACAGCACCAACACAGUGAGGAUCUGUAAAAAGACAAUCACCAGUCCAUAAACUUGCUGAAGAUAGGAAGGAUAGGGGUACAAAAGUGAGAAGGUAUGGAUAAAAUUUAAUACUAAAAACUCUACCAUAACAUUAGGGGUAAAGUAAGAGAAAAAGGUAAAAGAAAACUAAUCCCAAUGCUAAGCUAAGCAUAAUAAGUGAAGAAAAAGAUUAAAGAUGAAGUUCUGCAAGGGUGGGCAGACAGACAUAAAUUCCUUAGCGUGUAAAAGCCAGACAAGCAUUACGAAAGUAACUGGCGAGGGAAUGGGUCCCUCUAUCUAGGCAGAGACAUCCUGAUCCUACCCCUACCCCCACAUUAAAGAACAAUAUCAUCUUUUUGCAAGUUUUGAUUUUUAUUAUUUUCUUACAGUUUAAGAAUAAUAUUUAUGUGUGUAAGCAAGUGUUUUGGUUGUUUCUUUUGUGCUUUCUUUUCAUGUCUAAUGUCUGCAACUAAAGAACUGUUUUGGAUUGAGAUUUAGAUGUGAUAUUCACGAAAUUUACAAGGAUAGAGACACACACACACACAAAACACAAACACAUUCACUCACAUGAAUGGGACUUUUCUGUAAAAUCUUGUCGUACGUAGAAUAGAAUUAGAUGUUAUAUAUAUCUUAGCUUGUUUGCUUGAAUGCUUUCGGUGGUGAAGAAGGAAGGCUUUGGGGACAUGGUCGGCUCUGUUGGGCUCCACUUUUUGACUCACUUAAAUCCUUUUUUAUGACUUGUCGGAAUUCACCAACGUUACUUAAUUACACACACACACUAGCUAGUAUAUAAUUUCCUAUCUAUCUAUCUAUCUAUCUACGAAAGAACAGAAUUAGAAGAAAAUGAGUAUGAAUAAGAAGAAGAGGAAGAAGAAGAAGAUUUAAGCUGUUCUUUAAUUCCAUUUGAAAAUUUGCAUAGUUUGUUUUGUGUUUCUCCUUUUCCACCAUGAAGAGAUGAAAUGAAUAUCUUUUUGGUGUCAAUUAAAGCAGGAAACAAUUAUUGGGUUUGAACCCUUUUUUUGUUUUUUCCUCCCCACUUUGUGUUGUGGAAAUUAAGGAGUGAAGUGAGUGGUCAAUUAGACCAAUAGGCAUGCUGUGGCAGUACGGCUGCUGCUGCUGCUAUAUAAACUUUAAAUUGUUCACUUUCUUUCUUGCUUUGAUUCUAAAACUGCGUAACAAUAAUGAUAUUAUUAUUAUUGUUAAUUUAAUUAAUGGAGAA